Molecule: messenger RNA, 2742 nt
Organism: Oldenlandia corymbosa var. corymbosa
Lineage: Eukaryota; Viridiplantae; Streptophyta; Magnoliopsida; Gentianales; Rubiaceae
Source: the annotation of a GenBank genome assembly
CAUGAUUUGAAAACUAUUUGUAUGUAACUCAAAACGCGAGUACAUAACAAUGAUUGAAAUUAAUAUUUGUUAGGAGAAUAUUAGCCCAUCUAAGAUUUAUUAAAAAGCAAAAAAGUAGUAAAAGAGAAAUAAAAGAAUUAUCUUAAGGGAAAAUAAUGAGAUUUCCUUAAAGCUUACAUUAACAUUUUACAAUAGUCCUUAAUAAUAGAAAAGAAGUUGGACGGGAACCUCCUUUUACCCCCUCAUAGCUCGAUGAAAAAAUAUAUUCGUCUCGGAUUUGAAUUAGUUGUACACCGAGCGUAAUACAUUAAACCCAAAAAUAUUUGUUUGCAUGAUUAAGUAGUUAAUAAUUCCUCCAUUUCCCUUUCAAAUACAAAAACCCCCCAAACUUCCACUUGUCCUUUGUUAGUUGGGGGUCCAUAAAUAGUUAAAAUUUUGUAAACUUAUUUUAAAAGCCCACAGAUAUUUCGUUGCUACUAUGGGCUCUCUCUGGGCUUCUUCCUGAUUCCCUUGCCGCUCUUCCCAGAAUCUAAAACUUAAAAAAAGCCAUGUCGUCCACUUUAUUCCUACUGUCAAACUGAAAUCAAACACCGCCCUCCUCCGCCUCCUCCGGCCCCUCCUCCGCCGCUUUCUUCUCCACAGCCACCGCCCCACACCUUUACCUCAAAAUCCUUUUAUUAUUAACCCUUAAAAUUGGAAAAUAACUAAAAACUAAUCGACCGCUCCAGUGGGUCCGACCCAUUUGUUGGGAAUUGAUUUUGUUGAUUUCAAUGGAGGACGAGCAAUCGGAAUUGUCACUCAGUGAAACGUACAAGCUCAUCAACGGCAACCGCCACAUCAUCUUCGGGAAGUACGAGAUGGGGAAGCUAUUAGGCCAAGGCACUUUUGCCAAGGUGUAUCACGGCAGGAACCUCGGGAAUUCCGAGAGCGUGGCGAUUAAGGUUAUCAACAAGGAUCAGGUGAAGAAAGAAGGGAUGAUGGAGCAGAUCACCCGGGAAAUCUCGGUAAUGCGCCUCGUCCGGCAUCCGAACGUUGUGGAAAUCAAAGAAGUGAUGGCCACUAAAAAGAAGAUCUUUUUCAUCAUGGAGUAUGUCAGAGGCGGCGAGCUAUUCGCCAAGAUUGCCCGAGGGAAGCUCAAAGAAGAUGUUGCCAGGAAUUAUUUCCAGCAAUUAAUUAGUGCUGUGGAUUAUUGCCACAGCCGUGGAGUUUCUCAUCGGGAUUUGAAGCCGGAAAAUUUGCUCCUGGAUGAAAACGGCAACUUGAAAAUCUCGGAUUUUGGGCUCUCUGCUUUGCCGGAGCAUUUGAGAAAUGAUGGGUUGUUGCAUACUCGGUGUGGAACUCCGGCUUAUGUAGCUCCGGAGGUGCUGAGGAAAAAAGGGUACGACGGAGCAAAGGCCGACAUUUGGUCUUGUGGGGUGAUUUUGUAUGCUCUGUUGGCCGGAUUUCUCCCCUUCCAAGAUGAGAAUGUGAUGAAGAUGUACCGGAAGGUUUUCAAGGCGGAAUUCGAGUUUCCCCCUUGGUUUUCAGGUGAAUCAAGGAGAUUGAUUUCAAAGCUUUUGGUUGCUGAUCCGGAGAGAAGGAUUUCAAUCCCGGGAAUCAUGAGAAUCCCCUGGUUCUGCAAAGGAUUCACCGGGCCAAUUGGGUUUUCCAUCCAAGAGAAUUCCGGGGAUGAUGUAAAGGAACCGACUUUAGUCAAAUCCAAAUCGACGCCGCCUUUCUACAACGCGUUUGAGUUCAUAACAUCGAUGUCAUCCGGGUUUGAUUUGUCCAGUUUGUUUGAAGAGACCAGGAAAUCGGGUUCCCUUUUCACAUCCAAGUGCUCUGCUUCAUCCAUCAUGGGAAAGCUGGAAUCUUUGGCCAAGAAGCUGAAUUUCAGAAUUGUAUGUUCUAAAGAGUACACCUUGAAGAUGCAAGGGGUUUCAGAGGGCCGGAAAGGGAAAUUGUCAGUGAAAGCCGAGGUGUUCGAGGUGGCGCCGGAGGUGGCCGUGGUUGAAUUCUCCAAGUCCUCCGGCGAUACACUAGAAUACCGGAAAUUCUGCGACGAAGAUGUUAGACCGGCCCUGAAAGAUAUCGUAUGGAGUUGGCAGGGUGAAGACAAUUUCUGCCAAAAAUGACAAAAAGAACGCUAAUGUAUAGUUUGUUGUAUAACUCCAAUGUUUGGGUUAGACGAGAAUCCUCCCCCUUAGCAAAACUCCGUUUUUUUUUUCUUACGGUUUUGUUGUAUCAAUCUCCCAGUUUUGGUCAAGUUUUGCUUUGUUCUGUGAAGUGCUAAUGUGAAUGGUUUUGUUUUCUGUGCUGUUUAUCAACUAAUCCUUGUACUUACAAUUAGUUCUGUUUUUUGUUUUUAACUAAUCAGUUCGGUAACUUUGAGGUUUCUCCGACCAGAUUUUAAGAUUGGAGGUCUUAUCAGGGAUUGGUGGUUGCUAUUGUGGGUUGAGUUUGAGCGGUGGCAGUUGGUGAACGACUGAAGAAAAAAUAUGGUACAGAAAUGAAGGCUUUCCUGAGCUUGAAGAGUCAACAUCAAUUUGGGAACAGAUGCCAUCUGUAAGAAUCUGAAUAAUUCUCCUAGGGCCCCGGAGCUUGUCAGUGGGAUGGUUCAUUUGCCCCAAACUUCCCAAAUUGGGGAGUUUAUGGAGGUUCAAAGUUCAAAGUUCAAAGUUCAAACCUGUUAAGUUAAAAACAUUCCCCUUGAGGCAAAUAAUUUUCUGAACAAUCAUUCCUUCCUUCAUACAGUUCUAAAAC